Molecule: messenger RNA, 816 nt
Organism: Seminavis robusta
Lineage: Eukaryota; Bacillariophyta; Bacillariophyceae; Naviculales; Naviculaceae
Source: the annotation of a GenBank genome assembly
CUGGGUCACUCGAAGAAAAGAAUUGCUUCAGCCUACAACCAAAGAGGCACCAGAAGAUAGGCAACUGCUGGAGCAGGAAGGCACAACAUCUACAUGUACCAGCAUCAUGGUGAACCUGGAGAUGAGGGGAUUCCCUUGGAUGAUCUCCAACAGAUCAUUCAUGAUCGAGAUCCCCGCAGAAGACAGGAGCUCGAAGAUCAAAAACAAAAGUUUACCGCUUCUUCCAGAGCAGUCAAUGCACGCCAACAGGACGAUGAAUUUUUGAUGGGCAUGGUGGCCCUGCGAAGUCAUGACAGCCCUGUAACAACUUAUGAAAUAGAAAAGGGUAAUAUUUCCAAAACUACAAGCUCCCCACAAGCACUGGUAGAUGAGAAUCGCACCAACCGGCCCGAGGUCCUUUACGACGAGAGAGGUUGUGUCAUCAAGACUCCGACUACCAUUUCUGCCAAUUCGCUAUUACCGGGUGCCUAUCCAGGAUUGCCCGGUGCCGUGGAUAACCAACAUUUUUCACGCCAAGAUGGUUGUAUUGAGGAUGAAAACCAAGCAAACCACGAGGACGGAAGCAACGUGCUGGAAGGUACUUUGGAAGCUACAUCAAAGAGCUCCUGUGCAUCAAACAAGCUUGUGAUUGGGGUUAUCGUUAUCGUUGUCAUUGCAUUGGCAAUCGCCAUCCCAACAGCGCUCCUAACGGGUGGCAGCCCUUCUGAAAAAAUGACACAAUCCGAUGCCGAUCUCUACCUGGUACCAAAUAUAACAAAUGACACCAUCCAGGCAAUACAGGAUCCACAAUCGCCUCAACAUUUUGCCUAUGAGUAG